AUGAAAUUACUAUCAAAAUUUGAAACAUUACCUCGUUUAAAACUUAUUAAAAUUGCAAUAUUCUUGUCAAUUCUUACAAUUUUAUGGAGUUUAGCUGAAGGUGUAAUCUCGGUUUUUUUCGGUACAGAAAAUGAAUCAGUCAGUUUAAUUUUUUUUGGUAUUGAUUCUUUAGUUGAAGUUACUUCUUCAAGUGUGGUGUUAUGGAGGUUUUUGAAAAAAGAGUCAAGCGUUCAAAAAGAAAAUACUGAGAAUAACUUAAUAUCUGUUGAAAAAAACUCAACCAUUGUAAUUGGCAUAUUGUUUGUUAUACUCGCAAUUGGAACAUUUACGGACGCAAUUAUUACUCUGGCGAAGAAUGGAAAACCUAAUACAUCUAUAUCAGGUUUAAUCAUUUCAUCUGUCACAAUAAGUUUCAUGAUAAUUCUUUGGUUCGUGAAAUUUUCAAUUGCCAAACAACUUAAUUCUUCAGCAAUGAUGUCUGAUGCGAAGUGUAGUCUAUCAUGUAUACAGAUUGCUUUUAUUUUAUUUCUUGGUAGUCUGAUUUACUCUGUUUGGAGAAAUGGUUGGUGGGUAGAUUCUGCUGCUGCUUUAAUUUUAGGGUUAUUGUUUGCAAAAGAAGGUAUAGGAAUGAUUCUAUGGGCAAUGAGUAAAGAUUUCGAUGAAUGUAAAAUCACAGUAAUAUCUGAGAAUAUUGUCGACAAAGACAACGUUAAAGAGGAAGGUUAA
Messenger RNA from Cetraspora pellucida, 726 nucleotides. The record is from the annotation of a GenBank genome assembly. NCBI's taxonomy places the organism in Eukaryota, Fungi, Glomeromycota, Glomeromycetes, Diversisporales, Gigasporaceae.